Messenger RNA from Diuraphis noxia (Russian wheat aphid), 1237 nucleotides. It is a transcript of the gene Pex19, whose product is annotated as peroxisomal biogenesis factor 19. The record is from RefSeq and is a predicted model, not a curated record. Gene Ontology annotation, biological process: protein import into peroxisome membrane. Gene Ontology annotation, cellular component: peroxisome; peroxisomal membrane. NCBI's taxonomy places the organism in Eukaryota, Metazoa, Arthropoda, Insecta, Hemiptera, Aphididae.
CAUAUACUUUAGAUAAUAUUUUAAAAACCGAUUUAUUCAAAGUGUGGAAUUUUUAGAUUGAAAAUAAUUGAUGAUAAUAAUUAUAAUAAAAAUUCUAGGUAUUAACAAAUUUAUAUCUAUUUAUUUUUUAGUGUCAAUUCUUUAAAAUAUGUCUGAAAAUCAACCAAAAGAUGAGAACACACAAAACGCAUUAUCUGAAUUGUUAGAUGAUGCUCUAAAAGAUUUUGAAGAACCUAAAGAAUCAAAUGCAUCAGCUGAUGCAUCGGAUACAUCUGAAGUUACUAAUUUUAGUGCAAGUGAUAAUUUUGUAAAAGAGAGUCUUGAAGAAACAAUGAAAUCGUUUAUGAAUAAUGAUCAAGCAGAAUUAGCCGCUGGCCUACAAGAACUAAUGUUAGGAGAUGAAGGAUSUAAUUUACAAACAGUUAUUCAAGAAUCAUUAAAAAACUUAUCAGAAGCAAAACAAAAUCUGCCAGAGGGAAGUGAUAUGACUUCAAUGUUCGCAAAUAUGGGUAUUCAAGAUGACAUCAAUUUAGAUGAAGAUAUGCUGCCAAUGUUAAUGCAAUUUAUGCAGCCACUGCUGAGCAAAGAAGUACUUUAUCCAUCUAUUAAAGAUCUGUGUGAUAAAUAUCCAAAAUGGCUUGAGGAUCAUGAACCAACAUCUGAUAAAGAAGAAUUUGAACAGUAUACACAAAUGUUUAGUUGUAUGAAAGAAGUCCGAGAUCAUUUAGAAAAUCAACAGGAUACUGAUGAUGAUGUCACUAAGACUAGGAAAUUCAAAGAACUCAUGGAGUUAUUGAAAAAAAUGCAAGAAUGUGGCCAACCACCAGAGGAAUUAAUGAGAGAUGUAGCCGAUGGCAAUCCAAUACCGGACAAUGUUGGCCAAUGCACUCUUAUGUAGCAUAUAUUUAUCUUGAAGUAUUAUUUUUAUUGAGUCUUGUUUGUUUAUUUAUUGUGAGUUUGAUAAAUGAAGACUGAAUAAAUAUAGGGUAUAGGUAAAAGGGUAGCAGAUUUCACUAAUGUGAAUUUUAAACUUCCAAAGAUAAAAUUCCUCAUAUUGACAUUUUCUAAAUAUUUUAUUUUUUCAGAUUUGUUUAUUAGUUAAAUUUUUAACUUACUAAAUAUUAUUGAWUCAAAUAGUAGAUMAAUCAUUUCAUGGUUAGUUUUUUAAUCUAAUAUGAAAUACACAAUUUUUAUAUGUUAUUACUUAUAUACAUACAUAAUGUAUUGUAUUAUAUUG